AUGCUUGAUCUCAAAGUUUUAGACAUCCCAGCUGUGAUCUUUGACAAUGGGUCUGGAUUAUGCAAAGCUGGCAUUGCUGGGAACAAUUCUCCACGGUCAGUUAUCACGGCAAUAGUUGGCCGCUCGAGAGCCAAAGCCACCAUGCUUGGAGCUGGCCAGAAAGAAUUUUACAUUGGAGAAGCUGCCCAGUCCAAAAGGGGGGUAUUAUCAUUGAAUUAUCCAAUUCACCACGGCAUAGUGACAUCCUGGGAUGACAUGGAGAGAAUAUGGAGGCAUGUCUAUGACUGUGAACUGAGGAUCAAACCCAGUGAUAGGCCAGUACUCCUGACUGAAGCCCCCCUGAAUCCCCUUCGGAAUCGGGAGAGAAUGACGGAGAUCAUGUUUGAAAGUUUCAAGGUACCAGCAAUGUAUGUUGCAGUCCAGGCCACGUUGGCUCUGUACGCCUCAGCACGUACCACAGGGAUAGUUAUGGACAGCGGGGAUGGUGUUACUCACACGGUCCCUAUCUACGAAGGCUACUGUUUGCCACACGCUGUCUCCAGGUUGGACAUUGCCGGUAGAGAUAUCACUGAAUACUUCAUGCGGCUCCUUCUAGAGAGCGGCCAUUCUUUCGUCAGCACAGCCGAGAGAGAAAUUGUGAAAGAUAUCAAAGAGAAGCUCUGCUAUGUGGCUUUAGACCCCGUCCAAGAAAUGAGAGCCAAAAUGAAUGAACUCCUGAGUGAGUAUAAACUGCCUGACGGCAACGUCAUUAAGAUAGGCAGUCAACUCUUCCGAGCCCCUGAGGCCCUUUUCGUACCCGCUAACAUUGGUGUCGAAGCACCCGGUGUCCACAAAAUGAUCUUCAACAGUAUUAUGAAAUGUGAUAUUGAUGUCCGCAGAGAUCUUUAUGGAAACAUUCUGCUGUCUGGUGGAUCGACUUUGUUCCCAGGAUUGGAUGAGCGUAUCAUGAAGGAAAUGCAGCUCCAGGUGCCGACCGGGAUAUCAGUAAGGAUCAUAGCUCCGCCGGAGAGGAAGUUCUGUGUAUGGAUCGGGGCCUCCAUUCUAAGUUGCUUGAAGUCUUUCAAACAAAUGUGGGUCACUGUUGACGAUUACAAAGAUUUUGGCCCAGGUGUGGUUCACCGAAAAUCAGGAGGACUGAAGGCUAAAGCCUUCAAUGUACCAGCCGUGAUUAUUGACAAUGGAUCUGGGCAGUGCAAAGCUGGGAUUUCGGGAGAAGUUGGCCCAAGACAAAACAUUCCUUCAGUCCUUGGCUGCCCCAAAACCAAAGUUAUAUUAUCCAAAGACAAACAGAGGGAAUGUUAUGUCGGAAAGGAGGCCCAGGAUUGGCGAGAAGGAUUGUCGCUGCGAUACCCGAUAGAUUGUGGAAUUAUUACUUCGUGGGAUGACAUGGAGAAAAUCUGGAAGCACAUCUAUGACAAAGCAUUGGGAGUGAGAUCCUUUGAGAGAGCCCUGUUGAUGACUGAACCUCCUUUGAAUCCCCAAGAAAAUCGAGCCAAGCUCACUCAGUUGAUGUUUGAACGUUUCAAGGUACCAGCCUUCUAUCUUUCUAUCCAAGCUAUACUAUCUCUCUAUGCCUCGGCACGAUAUACUGGACUUGUGAUGGACAGUGGCUUUGGAGUGAGCCAUGCAGUGCCGGUAUAUGAAGGCUAUUGCCUGCCCCAUGCUGUCUCCAAACUGAGCAUUGGUGGCAAAGAUGUCACUGAGUUCCUACGGAAAUUGCUUCAGGAAAGCGGGCAGUACUACAGGAGCUUUCCGGCAGCAAACAAUGCUGUGGAAGAUAUCAAAGUGAGGUUGUGUUUUGUGUCCCUGGAUUGCUACCCUGAUCAUAACAAGAUGCCGGUGGAACUCCCAAAGGAGUAUAAACUACCCGACGGUCAUAAAAUCAGCAUCGGGGAUGCUCUCUUUUUAGCACCUGAAAUCCUUUUUUCACCAAACAACAUUGGCAAAAGUGGACAAGGCCUGGAUAAGAUGAUCACCAGGAGCAUUCGAAAAUGUGACUCUAGCAUCCGCCAGAUGCUCUACAAGAAUGUGCUGCUUUCCGGGGGUUCCUCUCUCUUCCCAGGAUUUGAUGAGAGGAUCUUCAAGGGUGCCCCUUUGCCGCUGCCUCCCCAUUUGCCUCUCUGCCCCUUUGCCGCUGCCACCUGUCUCGGCUCGGCCCCCAGCAAGUCAGGUGUACCGGUGGAGCAGCAGCAAGUGGAGAGGCAAGCGGAAAGAAUGUCUCACCCCAGAGCACCAACCCUCCCGGCUGUCAUUAUUGACAAUGGAUCAGGGCUGUGUAAAGCUGGGAUAUCGGGUGAGCAGGAACCCCGUGCCAUUGUUGCUACUGUGAUUGGCUACCCAAAGUCUAAAUCCAUUAUGUUUGGGCCUGUUCAGAGGGAAUAUUUUGUUGGCAAAGAAGCUCAAGCCAAGAGGGGCAUCUUGUCUUUCAAAUACCCUGUGGAACAUGGGAUGGUCACAUCCUGGGAUGAUAUGGAGAAGAUCUGGAGACACAUCUAUAGGCAUGAGCUCAGGAUGAGGGCCAGGGACAGACCCGUGCUGCUGACAGAGGCUCCGUUCAACCCUGCCCCCAACCGAGAAAAAAUGACAGAGAUUAUGUUCGAGCGUUUCCGGGUGCCGGCCAUGUUUGUGGGCCUGCAGGCUUUGUUGGCUCUCUACGCCUCGGCUCGCACGACGGGCUUAGUCCUAGAUAGUGGGGAUGGGGUCACCUUGACAGUCCCUGUCUAUAAGGGCCAUUGUUUGCUUCACGGCAUUUCUAGGAUGAAUUUUGCAGGCCGGGAUAUGACGAAGUAUUUAGCAACUCUUCUCUUGGAGACUGGGCAUAUCUUUUCAAGUUCGGCCGAGAAGGAGAUAGUGAGGAACAUCAAGGAGAGCAUGUGCUAUGUUGCUUUGGACCCUAGCCAGGAGAAAGGGUCAGUCCAUCAGUACAUGCUCCCCGAUGGAAAUCCUGUCAAGAUGGGUGACCAGCUUUUCAAAACUCCGGAGUCCCUUUUCAGCCCCUCUGAUGCAGGAGUUCCAUCACCAGGCAUCCACAAGAUGAUCUUGGACAGCAUUUCCAAAUGCAGCGGAAGCAUCCAACAGGAUAUCUGGAGCAAUGUGUUUAUGGCAGGUGGGUCCACUCUCUUUCCUGGUCUCAGCGACAGACUUCUCAAGGAGCUCCAGGCCCUAGCACCCAAGGGCAUGCCAGUAAAAGUCACAGCGCCAGAGGACAGGAUGUAUUCUGUCUGGAUCGGAGCAUCAGUACUCACCAGUUUGGCUUCAUUUCAGAACAUGUGGGUGACCCGGCAGGAGUACAAGGAGGUCGGUCCAACUGUGUUGCAGAAAAAAUGCUUCUGA
Molecule: messenger RNA, 3333 nt
Organism: Eublepharis macularius
Lineage: Eukaryota; Metazoa; Chordata; Lepidosauria; Squamata; Eublepharidae
Exons: 4
Coding region: 1-3333 (1110 amino acids)
Source: RefSeq, a predicted model, not a curated record